Molecule: messenger RNA, 1521 nt
Organism: Xylaria bambusicola
Lineage: Eukaryota; Fungi; Ascomycota; Sordariomycetes; Xylariales; Xylariaceae
Exons: 8
Coding region: 1-1521 (506 amino acids)
Biological process (GO): protein phosphorylation
Molecular function (GO): ATP binding; protein kinase activity
Source: RefSeq, a predicted model, not a curated record
AUGGCGGGUGGCCAUGAUGAUUUCAACGAUCACAUAUCAGGAUUGACGGAUGCAGACAUUCACACCUUUACCGAUGAGGUCGUGAAGAAAUAUUUCAAUCCAGCCACUGAAUUCAUAUUCGAGAGAUUCCUCGGCAAGGGCACCGACGGAUUGACAUUCCUUAUCCGUGAAAAAAUAGGUUACGGCGCGAUUAGAGAUAGAGAUCGUGCCCGCUCUCUUUCGCCUUAUAAUACCCCGAGCCCACGUGGUGCGCGAAGUCCUGCCCAGGAUCAAUUAGAUGGACUUACGGAUGAGCAACUGUUGGGAAAAAUCAUACCUCCUCCAAGCCCGCCCCGGUCUAGCCCGAACCGGCCCCGAGAAGACAACCAGGGCCGGGCCAGAGCACGCCCAUACGGCAGAAGGGACAGAAGCCGUAGUCCUUUGGGGGGUAUCGUUACCCCUCCCCAACUACACAGUCGUCGAAUCGUAUUAAAAAUAGACAGACUCGUCGUUGAGCAGUAUUUCUUUGGAAGUGAUUGGGUCCUUAGUGGUGGUACUGAGGCCGCGGAAAACAAUUGCGCGAAAGAAACUGAGUAUCUCGAGCGAAUGGAAAAUUGCCAACACGUAGUGAAUCUUGUCGCUGUUCAUAAUAACCCUCUCAUCACAACUCGGCCGCCAUUGAGAGACAAGCAUGUUUUUUAUGACAAGGAAUGGCUCAUGGAGGAAUAUCUAGAAAAUGGAUCACUCACACAUCUUCUAGAGAGGCUUAACGCGAAGUGUAAAGCACAACCAGGAACCGCCUUCUUACCGAAUAGGGUCCUAUGGGGUUUGUUUUAUUGCCUCCUUAAAAUGGAAAUUGCAAUGGCCUGGCCUGACCAGGAUGGAAAUGAUGAGCCAGAGGAAUGCCUGUCUGAGAAGGUAUUCGAGUAUAUUGAGCAUGGUGAUCUUCACGAGGGGAAUCUCAUGUUCGGCAGCGAUACACAUUGUAAUUCUUUCCUGCCUGUCUUGAAGCUAAUAGAUCUGGCUGCGGCCACUGAGGAUAACGAUGAAGGUGAAACCAGGGUGGCUGAUCUCGCCCAUAACCCUGAAGCAAUUGCUAGGAAUUUAUUUGAUAUCGGAAAAGUGAUGGCGAUCUUGAUAUUGCCAGGUCAAUGGGAUCAACUUACAUUGAAACUGGUUCCUGAAAGGGAAGAAAAGGUGGCUAUCAAAUCCCCAUUUUCGCAAGAUACUUUUGAGACGAUUGCCGUCGAACUUCUCGCACCGAUCCCCGAAUGUUAUGCGGUCGAGGACCCGCUGAAGAUUCUAGUUGCGGCUUGUAUGGCCGUCGAUUACCAGCGCCGUCCGAGGAUAGUUGAGCUCCACGACUUUGUUCGGCGGAUGGUGCGGCGUAGAGAUCCAAGUUAUUAUCUUGCAGUCAAUAAAAACGAAAUGGCACAGAAUAAACGACCUAGAUUCAACGUCGAGAAUGAAACUGAUCAAAGGAUCCGAGACUUAGUCGCAGAACUCAUACAUUGCCCUCCUGUAUCAAUCGCGGCUCAAUAG